GAACAAAGAAGGGAACCAUUUUCUAAGAAAUAAUUCCCGUUUGACGCGCUGCAGUGUGAGAUACCGACUUUGUUCAGCAACUUCAGCUUUUGAUUUCCUCAAUUUUGGUUCGCGAAGCUUUACGUGUAUAUUCCACGGCUGAAAUAUGCCGCCUUGAGAAGUCUCAAUGGCUUCGUUCUCUCCCUACACGUAUAUCCAAUGUCCCUGCUACGAUUCGACAAGCCGGUCUCGUCCCGUUGACGAGGCGCCCUCUCCCACUUCCCAGGACGAGCCGGACGACGACGACGACAAGACCUUCGAUCCCCGUGCGCCCCGUUCCAACUACAGCUUGUACCCUAUAGAGUACUUGCUAUAUUGCGAUGUAUGCUCUCAGAUCCGCUGUCCUCGCUGUGUCUCCGAGGAGCUCGCUACUAUCUACUGUCCGAACUGCCUCUUCGAGGUUGGAAGUAGUAGUUUGAAAACCGAAGGGAAUAGAUGCACACGUAGCUGUUUCCAAUGCCCCAUCUGCAUCGGCCCCCUCGCCGUGCAAUCCCUCGAAUCCGCACCCGAGCCCUCCCUCCUAACCGCCGAAGGCCAGGGUCCGGUACCACCCUCCGGACCAUGGAUCCUCGCCUGCUCGUACUGCAACUGGAACUCGGCCGAGAUCGGGGUGAAGUUCGACAAGCCGCAGGGCAUCUUCUCGCAGAUAUCGAAGCUGCGCCACGGUGACGAUCACAGCAAACACUCCGCAAUCUCGACCGCCAGCACGACGGCAGCAGCGGUGACGACAGGGGGAGACACAACUCCGAAGAAAAUAGACGACUCAACAAAAGCCCGCUUCGCCGCCCUAAAGUCCUUCUACGCCGCACAAAGCAACCUCAACUCCUCAACAGCAGGCGGCGCGCUAGCCGGCAUAGCCGACUACGGGUUCAACUCGCCCGGGGCGCUCUCGCGAAUCAUGAACCUGUACUCCGGCAACGCCGGCCCCGGCGGCAGCAGCAGCAACAACAGCACCUUGAAGCCGAAAGCCAAAGCCAGCAUAAUGCGAGAAGCCAGCAGCGCAAACGAAGGGUUCCGCGCCGCCUCCCUCGACGAAAGCGCCCUCCUCUCCCAACUCCGACGCGACGGCUGGAGCGGCACCGUAACAGGCGAAGAAUCGCGGUCGCAAGUAGAAGAAGGAGCGCGGUUCUCCGGAGACCUAUGGCCGAUCCCGUAUCUACUGCGCACGAAGCGGUCGAAGCGGUGUCCGGUGUGCCGGCACAUAAUCAGCAAGCCGGAGUCGAAGGUGAGCAACACGCGGUGGCGGAUCCGGCUCGUCGCCAACAACAACAUCCCGAGCGUAUCCAUCAAGCCGCUUUCCACGUCCCCCGGGGGUAGCGGGUUCGUCGCGGGGCCAGGCGGUCUGCUGAAGCCGCUGCAGCCGGCGCAGUUCCUGCUGACGUUCAAGAACCCGAUCUUCGACGAGAUCAAAGUAACGCUCGCGACGCCGGCCAUGACGCCGGGACGUUUCGCGUCCAAGGUCACGGUUUUGUGUCCGCAGUUCACGAUCGAUGCGAACACGGACACAGAUAUGUAUCUCGAUGACGUGUUGAAGGACGGGGAGAAGGAGAGCCGACGCCGGCGUGGGGACGAAGGGACGCAUCAGGCGGAAGCGGGCAAGAUAUGGGAGCGGGGACGCAACUGGGUUAGUAUCGUGGUUGAAGUGAUUCCCGCGUCCCUGAAGAUAGGAGAGCCUUCGCUACUUAGAAACGAGAGCGAUUCGGAACCGGAUCUGAGUCCGCUGAAGGAGGAUGAAGACGUGUUGGAGAUACCUAUGUUUGUACGGUUGGAGUGGGAGGGCGAUGUGUCUCAGGAUCAAGUGGGCAUGGGCAGCACGGCCGGAAAGGAGAAGGAUACGAGGGAAAAGAGGGAACUGGCGUACUGGUGCGCCAUUGGCAUUGGUCGGAUCAGCCAGGAAUAAUUAGAGAAUCUACGAUACCCCGAAAUGCAGACAUUAUGAGAA
Molecule: messenger RNA, 1981 nt
Organism: Annulohypoxylon maeteangense
Lineage: Eukaryota; Fungi; Ascomycota; Sordariomycetes; Xylariales; Hypoxylaceae
Exons: 2
Coding region: 167-1939 (590 amino acids)
Cellular component (GO): dynactin complex
Source: RefSeq, a predicted model, not a curated record